AUGGCUUCAAAGUGGUAUCCUACAGAAAAUAAGGUGGCUAAAAAGACCAGAAAGACUGCAAGACCUCAGAAGUUGAGAGCUGCUUUGGUUCCCGGUACUGUGUUGAUCUUAUUGGCCGGUAGAUUCAGAGGAAAGAGAGUCAUCUACCUAAAGAGCUUAGCAGAUAGUACAUUGUUGGUGUCGGGUCCUUUUAAAGUCAAUGGUGUUCCCUUAAGAAGAGUCAACUCCAGGUUUGUCAUUGCAACAUCUACCAAGGUCGUUGUGGAUAAUGUUGAUCUAACUAAAUUUGACGUUCAAUACUUCGCCAGAGAAAGGGAAUCUUAUUCCAAGAAGUCCGAGAAGGAUUUCUUCAAUGAGGCCGGUUCCAAGAAGCAGAUUAAAGCUGAGAGGAUCGAUGACCAGAAAAUUGUUGACAAGGCUUUACUAGCACAGAUAAAAAAGACUCCAUUGUUAAAGCAGUACUUGGCAUCCUCCUUCUCCUUGAAGAAUGGAGACAAGCCCCAUUCCAUGGUGUUCUAA
Brettanomyces nanus is the source of this 519-nucleotide messenger RNA. Its product is annotated as 60S ribosomal protein L6A. Gene Ontology annotation, cellular component: ribosome; cytosolic large ribosomal subunit. NCBI's taxonomy places the organism in Eukaryota, Fungi, Ascomycota, Pichiomycetes, Pichiales, Pichiaceae. The coding region runs from base 1 to 519 and encodes 172 amino acids. Gene Ontology annotation, molecular function: structural constituent of ribosome; RNA binding. The record is from RefSeq and is a predicted model, not a curated record. Gene Ontology annotation, biological process: ribosomal large subunit assembly; cytoplasmic translation. The transcript is spliced from 2 exons.